This is a messenger RNA of Mercenaria mercenaria, 3331 nucleotides long. RefSeq names its product actinia tenebrosa protease inhibitors-like. The record is from RefSeq and is a predicted model, not a curated record. The transcript is spliced from 6 exons. The coding region runs from base 75 to 1622 and encodes 515 amino acids. Gene Ontology annotation, molecular function: serine-type endopeptidase inhibitor activity. Gene Ontology annotation, cellular component: extracellular region. NCBI's taxonomy places the organism in Eukaryota, Metazoa, Mollusca, Bivalvia, Venerida, Veneridae.
GUCAAGAUUAUUUCAGUCGGCAAAAAUGUUUUGAGACAGCAGGUUGUUAGUACGUUUCGCUUUUAAAAAUAGUGAUGCUGAUAUUAUUUGGCUUAAUUUUCAUGCUGACGGCAUCGCUGUCUACAUCGCAUGAUAUUAAUUGUUUAACAGUCCAGUGUGAUUUACCUGUCUGUAAAUAUGGUACUUACACUCCGAUAGGAGCAUGUUGUCCAGUGUGCAAUCCAAAGAAACCUGGAACAUGUCCUAAACCGACGGGAUUUGGUAUCUGUGUACAGGCGUGCUCCAGUGACAAUGAUUGUCCUGACAGGCAGAAAUGUUGCUCCAACGGUUGUGGUAAAACAUGUCAGAUACCGACACCUGAAUGUCCAAUUACAUGUGUAAGGCCUAACUGUGAUAAUUCUUACACACCAAAAGGCGAAUGUUGCCCAGUCUGUCCUCCAGACAUAUGCCAUGGUAUUUGUGGUGGAAUUGCUGGUUUCCGUUGUCCUGUUGGCCACACUUGCAACUUUACGGGAGAUUUUCCAGAUGCCAGUGGAAUAUGUUGUAAGAAUGAACCGGAGCCAGAUCCAAAACCUUUGAAAGACUGCCUACAGCCAAAGAAAUCUGGUCCAUGUUUAAAAACAACUCCUAGAUACUUCUACAACACAGAUACAUGUCAGUGUGAAUCUUUCUUUUGGGGUGGUUGUCAUCCAAAUGAAAACAAUUUUCUUAGUCUCGCCCAUUGCAAAGCAUCAUGCGAGAUACCAAUGAAAUAUAACCCUGCUUGUGAAGAUCCGAGAUUUCCAGGGCCUUGCAAAGCACGGAUGUCUAGAUGGUUCUAUAACACAACAUCUUGCAAAUGUGAAGGCUUUUUUUACGGCGGUUGUGAUGCCAACGCUAACAACUUUCUUAAUAAAGAAUGGUGUGAAACAAAUUGUAAAUGUUUAGAUGUCUGUAAUCUACCAAUAAAACCUCAUGGCGAUGGUGAUAUCAUGUGCCUUGCCUAUAUUCAAAGUUACGGUUACAAUUCAACAUCAGGCAAAUGUGAGAAGUUUAUCUACAGUGGGUGUGGAGGAAAUGCUAAUCGAUUUGAAACACUUGAAAAAUGUAAACAGCGUUGUGAAUAUACUGAAUGUGGGACUCAGCCUUUAUGCGUUAAGCCAGCAGAUCCAGGUCCUUGUAAAGAAUUUGUUAAAAGAUAUUUUUAUGACGCAUCAGACUGUAAAUGCAAAAUGUUCCGAUACGGUGGUUGCUAUGGAAACAGCAAUAACUUCCCAAGCAAAGAAAUGUGUAAAAAGUCAUGUGGUAGUACAUGUCCAUUAUGCUCAAAGCCAAUUAACGUCGGUUCAUGCAAAACGGCAGAAAAGCGAUUCUAUUACGACUCUAUUACAAACAAAUGUAAACCAUUCAGAGGAUGUCAACCGAACGGAAACAAUUUCAGAAAGAAGAGGCCGUGUAACAAAUUAUGUAAAAAGCCUGUCUGCUCUCUUCCGGCUUUUACUGGCACGUGUAAAGCUGCGAUUAAGAGGUAUUACUAUGAUGCCAUCACCGGAAAAUGUCAUACAUUUUUUUGGGGUGGAUGUAAUUCGAACGGAAAUAACUUCCGUACUCUCAAGGCAUGCGCGAGAAAAUGUAUGAAAUAGAAAUAACUUGUCUGUAAACGGAUCUCUUAAAUGUUUGAUAGAUCGGAAUGUUAUGAAACAAUAAUGUAAAUAUCCAAGAUGUGAAUACAAGGACACGAUUCAAUUACAGUUAUACAGUUCUACAUGUAAAUGACCAUCUGAUAGCAAAAUAUAGAAUAUAUAUAUACAAUACGUUAAUCGCAUUUCAAUAUCUAAUUUUGCAAAAUAAUCGAUUAUGCUGGAAGAUCUUCUUCAUGCGCUCCUUUUAUGCCCAUACCUUUAGACAGAAGGUUUAGAAAUGAAUAUAUUAUAACAUGUAGAGCGUUUGAUUUGGUUUUGCAAGCCAAUACGAUUAAUUCAUGGGAAUAUAAAUUCUUAGAGUUUCAAACUUGAACAUGAAAUGAAUGAAAAUUGCACUGAUUCGUUUUGAUUUAACUUUGUGAAUUGACCCAAUCAUUCAAUUUGCAAAAUAUAGUCCACCGCGAAAAUUAAUGAUUUUACAGUAUAUUAGUCUCGAAAAUUUCGAAAUCAUAAGUACGCACUCGAUCUGCAAAUAAAUAAUGCAGAUGCCAUUACACUUAAGAGGUACACACGUGCCCUGCUGACUGAACCCGUAAUACAAAUGGGUUUUCUACAUGUUUUAAAAUCAUUAAAUUGUGGAAAUCAAUAUAAACGAAAAAUAUCCAAACACUGUCUGUGUAUAUCGCUUUUAUAGUAAAGGACCGUGUUAAUAUAUUAACUGAUAAAAUUGAAGAUCUUUCAAAAGUUGUUAAAAACUGAAUAAUAUUAUUAUUGUUGUUUUUGGUUAACACAAACAGACUUAAGCGUUUGCAAAGGUACUCUACUCAAAGAGUAAAACGCAAAACACUUUUUGUUUGAUAUAAAAUUAAUUAUGUCAUUUUUCAGGUGAUGUCGCGCUACGUAUACACCCAAAACCGUUGAAACAGAAAUAUCUAGACUGCGGUCCUGUAACUGAAUAUUGUUGGAUUAACAAUUUGGUCCGUUUGUCUAAUUAUGAAAAGGUAGUUCGAUCAGUACGCUAUCUCUCACAACUAAAUAAUAAUUUGCAAAUGAGAUCUGCAAUACUCGAACAAUAUGUAAAUAGGAUAUUUAUUAUAUCAUUCUUAUCUUUUUGUAUUUCCUAACAUAAUGAGUCAUCUGAAAUUCUAAACUGAUACUUUAUCACGUUUACAAGCUUUAACAAAAAUGAUAGAAUAUAUCAAGCUGUUCCUGCGAUAAACUGAGAUAUAAAAAUAAGAUUAUCCCUUGCGACGUAUUGUGUGCAUUUAAAAUCGCACGUGUCCUUUUAAGGAAAAUGUCAAGCAAUGUUAAUGCAACAUAUACAAACUGUUUAAGUAAUGUAUAUGCAGCCACCAGUUGUGUAUCGGUAAGGAAUGAAUAUUAUCACUGUAUGACCGUCUUCUCGCGUCGGAUAAACAUGUUUGCGUGACAUCGUUCUUUCAACAUAAAAGUGAUGCCUUCUCAACCUUUUGACUUGCAAGACGGGGUUACCAGAUGUUCAUGCAAAAAAAUAGAUAAGACGACAUUACAAUGCAAGGACGAGAACAUAAAGUCCGAUUAUUUUUUCAAACUUACUAUUAACACAUGAAUGUUCUUUCCAUAAAUAAAUAAAAACGACACAGUUAAAAUCCACAUUAUAUUAUCUCAAAAUUUGAUAAAGUUUCAUGUCUGCGUCUGGACUAUAUUAACAUAAUAAAAGUUUAUCACAA